UAGAUGGAGAGAGAUGCCAGUUCACUUCCUGAGGACUGAUGAGUUUCUCCUGAGCAACUCAUCGACCCCACCACCACCACCACCAGCCCAGGAGUUCCCCACCCUGACAUCUCUCCAUUAGAGCAUGUCCAUAGGAUCAUCCUGUUUGUGCAUGUGUGUAUUUCAGACUAUGUGCGUAUAACAUAACAGAAUACAUCCUCCACUUCUGAUGAAAGCACUGUAUCUUCAGUAGGACAUGCAUUAAAGAUGUUUGGAGGCUAUUUUUCCAGUUUUGGCCUGGUGAAAAAGUUAUUGUCUGCUUGCCUGAAUUGUACAAUCAACUUGUAUUUAUGCACCAAACCAAUAGUUUCAUAGUUAAGAAUAAAGAUUGUUCUGUAAGUUUAGUUCUUGGUCGAUUAGUGUUCAAUCCUCUUAAAUCACAUGUCUCUUCUCAUAGCUGAGAAGUGAGCUCCAUGAUGAAAUUAGGAACAUUUUAUUGACAUUUCUGUGGGAUAUCAAAGGUUAUCUGAUUGCCAGUAAAUGGAGUUAAUAUUGUUUUCUUAUUGCAUAAUCAGCCUUGAUUCAAAGGGGGUGUUAGAAAUUGACAGGUCACAAAUAAAUAUCAGUCCAGCAGCCAGGGGGAUCGAAUCAGUCAGGGGUAGAUAACGGAGAGACUCGUUUUCUUUUAACUAACUUAAAGAUUUUUUAUCCAACAUGCUCUGGUUUCUUUUGCUGUUCUGUGGCUUGUCUUUGGCUGAGGAGGGUGCCAAUGAUCCUGACACAUGCUUUCCUGACAUGUGUAAUCUCCUGAAAGAGGUUGGUGCCAUGUCAGAAAAAAUCAAAUCUUUGGAAAGCAGGCUGCAGGAAAGUGAAACCAGGCUGCAGGACAGUGAAACCAGGCUGCAGGACAGUGAAACCAGGCUGCAGAACAGUGAAAGUCAAAUUCUGGAACUGAAGAACAAAGAGGGAACCAAGGUGAUCUUCAGUACAGCGGUAGGAGAAGGAAAAAAACACAUUGGACCUUUCACCACAGACACAACUUUAAUCUACAAAACAGUGAUUACAAACAUUGGAAACGCCUACAAUGCAGCCACAGGUAUCUUCACUGCACCUGUUGCAGGUGUUUAUUACUUCACCAUCUUUUUUCAUGCUGGAUGGACACAUAAGACAUCUCUGCAUCUCUACAAGAACUCUGAGGCGACACUCUCUACCUCUGAUGAAGAUACAGUGACCAACAGAACUGAUAAUGGAGGAAACGCAGGGUAUCUUCAUCUACAGCGAGGAGACCAGGUGUAUGUGCGCCUGUUUAAAAAUUCACAUGUUUGGGGAAACGGCGGUUUUACGACUUUUAGUGGUUCUUUGAUCACUCAAAUGUGAGAAUCAAUACUCUAAUUGUCCUACUUAAAUGUGUCUAUUACCAUUAUCUAUAAAUGAUCUAUUAAUUAUCAAAUAGAAAUUCUGAUUUUGAGAUUAGCUUCAUUUAAUUAAUUAAUUAAAAGUUAAUGAAAUCAGAAAUUGCUUGCCCAAUCACAUUGGUUGGUUGUAGAGUUGACAUGACUCAGGUUUUGCGAAUCAAAAUGCAGGAUGGUCCAACAGUCAUUUACAAGAUCUCAUCUCAUCUCAUCAUUUCUUUAAGGUCAUUUGAAAAACAAAAACAGACUCAAGUCAUAAACUUAAAAAUGUCAAAAAAUAAAAAAUUUGAUUCAUUCUUUUUUAAAGGUCCCAUCUGUAAGAUAUUUACUGAAUUAAAUCAUAAAAUGACCUUACUAUAUGAUCAGACAUUAAAGAAACAUGCUAAGUUGAAGUGUUGGCUUUUCUGUCUACAACGCAGCAGCCAGUAUGUUUGGAUUUCUGUGCGGAAUAGUCUGUUUCUGUUUUGAGGUUAGAAUGCAGAAAGGUUUCAAGACCGAUGCAGAGCUGCACCUAAACACUGAAGCUACUGUGUCCAGAAUAUGGCAACCUGCGUAUGCCUUGACUCUAAGGAGGAGGGAGCGAGGCGAGACAGCUCUAUUCAAUGUUUUGAAUUUGGACUGCAGUACCCAUUUUAAACACUAGGUGUCAAAGUUACCUGUUGCUCCUUUAACUUCCUGAUAUGAAAAUCUGCGAUGUCAUUUUGCUACUUACAAUACAAUGAUUCCAUCUGAAUUUGAUAAAAUAUGAAUUUACUCUCUCUGAAUGUGGUCUGCCCUUCAUUUAUUGCCUUGUUACUCCUCCUAUCAUACCUGACUUUCUUUCUUGAAAUAAUUGUCAUUUUAUUGAAAUGAUGCUUGAAUUAAACAAUAAACAUACUAAAGACAAGAUUAAA
Messenger RNA from Labrus mixtus (cuckoo wrasse), 2284 nucleotides. RefSeq names its product cerebellin-2-like. The record is from RefSeq and is a predicted model, not a curated record. Bases 694 to 1356 code for a protein of 220 amino acids. Gene Ontology annotation, molecular function: protein binding. NCBI's taxonomy places the organism in Eukaryota, Metazoa, Chordata, Actinopteri, Labriformes, Labridae. The transcript is spliced from 3 exons.